Toxoplasma gondii ME49 is the source of this 1268-nucleotide messenger RNA. RefSeq lists its product as hypothetical. The record is from RefSeq and is a predicted model, not a curated record. The transcript has 3 exons. The coding region runs from base 1 to 834 and encodes 277 amino acids. NCBI's taxonomy places the organism in Eukaryota, Apicomplexa, Conoidasida, Eucoccidiorida, Sarcocystidae.
AUGGAGCCGUCUCAGAUGCAAGAACAUCAUCCGCCACCCGGACCGGUGGCCGCUGAGGAGGCCUUGCGAUGCGAAACCUUGAAUCUUUUUCGCUCUCAACUGCACCAGCUGUCUCGACACAAAGAUCGGCUAAUGCCGAAACCUGAUGGAUCUUUCCCUGGAGACUGGCUUCGCCUUGCCUGGGAGUACCAGUCUCUCGCGGAGCAGAUGAUGCGGUCUCAGCGCUGGCCCGGCGACUACCCUGAAGGUCUCCUCGCCUGCGUUACCGAGCAAGUCAAGUAUCUCCGGCGGAGACUGGGGAAUUUUUCGUCGAUUCCGGACGAAGAGAAGAAGGACAAGUUCCGUCGGGUGUACGUUUUGGCAGCUCUGGGAAUCAUCGCGAAGCUGAAAUUGGUGACUUUUUGUUGGACCUUCGUCGAACUGAAGCGCGGCGAACAGUACGCAGCCUACGCCUCCAGCCAGGCCGUCGCCGGUCUACGAGCGCCUGGGACUCUCGGACCUGACCGCGACUUGGGCUUCAACGCCCUCCCCGCGUUUUCGAGUGCAUGCACGCCUGGCUGCAACACUGAGGCCUGUCCUCACAAGCGCGGAGACGCAGGCGUUGGCGAAAGCCUCCUCGACGGCGUUCAGGGUGCGAGUCUGUUGAUGGGGGGGGGCGGUCUGAUGCUGCCUGGCGCGAACGCAGGCCUCGGCCUGGGAGGUCCUGGGUCUCUGGGGAUCUACGACCAACAGCUUCCACCAGGCGUCUCUCUGGAAGACUUGGAACGCACGGAGUACACGACGAGGUCCGGGAGGAAAACGCACAGGACGGCAAUGCGGCCAGAAAAGAGUUGAGAAGCGGACUGUGGCGCGGAAAAUCACAGUCUGGCAUGCGGACGAGCCCUUGGGAGACGCGCAGUCGAGACGGUCACAGGAGACGGACAAAGAAUGCCCGACCACGGACGGACGCACUGCAUCCGAAAGGGACUGGAACCUGUCUUUUCUCAGAUCGAGAGACGUCGUCGCUGGAUCUUGAGGAGAGAAGCUGCUCCAGGUUAUCGUUGCGUUUUUCGUGCAGCGAGAGGGGGGCUGGGGAAUUCACAGGGAUGGACGCGUUGAUGGUGCAGAAGAGAGUUGGAGAGAGAAGAGAGUCGGAGAGAGACGAGAGUCGGAGAGAGAAGAGCGUCGGAGAGAGAAGAGAGUCGGAGAGAGAAGAGAGUCGGAGAGAGAAGAGAGUCGGAGAGAGACGAGAGUCGGAGAGAGAAGAGAGUCGGAGAGAGACGAGAGUC